GGAAGGCUGUGUGACUGACACACCUCCCAGUCCUGUUAAGCUCAGCUAAACACUCUUCACAAUACAAAUCCCUGUGCACAGCAAGUCAGCAUGUUUGCACACACGGAGCUUUGCAGGCUGGAGAUUGUAGUCCUGUUCAGUCAAGAGCCACAAGCCCUGGUGAUUAUACAAAGUGGACAAGAACCACAUAGCCCAGCAUGACUUUCUACGCCUGCUUAUUUAUUCAGUGGUUACUGGGUGAACUGAAACGGUGACCGAUCGGAUGGUAAUCUUAAAUGCCUGGAAAACUGUAUUAUCAGCUCUUAUUUCAUCAUUUAGUUUAGAGGAAUAGUUUAGGAUUUUCUGUAGUUGCAUCAGCUGGUUUUGGACCAAGAAUCAUCUUUCUGCGAUUUCUGAUUUUGUCAACUCACAGGUAAAAAUUACUUUUUAUAUCCUGUUUAAGUUCAAUUUGUGUCUGUAAUGUGUGAACACAACUUGUACAUGCCCCAAUGAUCAUCACCAAGAUGUAGACGCUCUGUGUCAUCAGUUCAAUUUAACUUUUCUAAGGACUGCUAGUGGACAUGCAAUCGGGUGUGCCGGUCUGUGCGCCCACUGCGGCCGUGCUGAGCCUGUUUUGCCGAGGUUGUCUCAGCAGGGUGCGGAGUUUGCCUGGUCGCAGCUUCAGCUUUUUGCCCAGGCAGAUGAGCAGGUGGAACAGCCGGGAGACCUGCAGCCCCCCACCUCCUCAGGAAAACCCCCGUGUCCUCAUCACGGGUGGUCUUGGGCAGUUAGGUGUGGGACUGGCACAGAUACUGAGGAAACAGUACGGAAGAGAGAAUGUAAUCCUGUCAGACAUUAAGAAGCCUCCACCUCAUGUUUUCAGCAGUGGCCCAUUUGUUUACGCUGAUGUGCUGGACUACAAACUUCUCAGAGAACUGAUUGUAAAUAAUCGUAUCACUUGGCUGGUGCACUACAGCGCUCUGCUUAGUGCUGUGGGCGAGGCUAAUGUGGCUUUGGCACGCAAGAUUAACAUCACAGGCCUUCAUAACGUGCUGGACUUAGCAGUAGAGAACUGCCUGCGCCUCUUUGUCCCCAGCACCAUCGGAGCAUUUGGUCCCUCUUCUCCACGUGACCCGGCCCCUGACCUCUGUGUCCAAAGACCUCGAACCAUCUACGGUGUGUCCAAAGUGCAUGGAGAGCUGAUGGGGGAGUAUCUCCAUCAUAAAUAUGGUCUGGACUUCCGCUGCCUUCGUUACCCAGGUGUGAUAUCAGUCAACACAGCUCCUGGAGGAGGAACAACAGACUAUGCAGUUCAAAUCUUCCACGAUGCUCUCAGCACAGGUCACCAUGAGUGCUACCUGCGUCCCGACACCCGUCUUCCCAUGAUGCAUAUCUCUGACUGCCACCGUGCCACAGUAGAGUUCAUGCAGGCUCCAGAGUGCCAGCUGUCCCUGCGUACUUACAACAUUGCCGCAAUGAGCUUCACUCCAGAAGAGGUGGCCCAAGAAAUCCGCAAGCAUCUCCCUCACCUCAAGGUCACCUAUAACCCCGACUCUGUCCGCCAGACCAUUGCAGACAGCUGGCCCGUGAGGUUUGAUGACUCCAAUGCCAGGAGAGAUUGGGGCUGGGCACCAGCCUUUGGGCUUGAGGAGCUGGUGUCAGACAUGCUGCGCUUGAUUCGAGACAAGAGGACAAAUGAGGGUUUGCCAGUCAGCUAGCAAAACCUACUCCACAAAGACUGACCAAUGCCCUGCCCCUGACUUUUCUUCAGCCUGCAUUUACCAACGACACACUUCCUUUCACUUCACUUUCACAAGUUGUCAACCACUGUCCUCUGUUACUCUGUAACAUUUCAGCAAUGAGCCAGGGACUGUUUGUAAAGUAGGAAUUCUACGUCAGAACCUCUCAAUAUAUAGUGGACAGUGAGAUGUCAUACGCAUGCACUCAAAGACGCACAUUUCAGCCUUUCAGGGAAUCAAAUACUGCCAAACCUUCUCUUCAUCUUUGUUGUUUUUAAUUGUUAUCAUGGUAUAAGCAUCACAUUUACACAUGGGUAUGUUACCUCAGCUGGAACAGAAAAAUACUUAUUUCUUAAGCUUUAGAGAUUUCCAAAUGUCAUGUCAAUCACAUCCAUGGACACAACAGUCUGUUAGAAUGUCUAUUAAAAUGUCUAAUACAAUAUAGACCAGUUGCACAUUAAAGUAACAAAUCUUUUGUACACUUUGAUUUCAGGAUCAUCUGGAAUGGCAGGCUCAGUUGACUCUGGACUGUAAUGACUCAACAUGUAUUCUGGCUACCUUAAAGGGCAGUCUUUUGUAAUAUAGUCUAUCAAGUGAAAAUCACAGGAAUAACAGGAAGCCUUUAUUUUACUUUUUUGCCAACUGUGUGAUUUUGAAAUAAAGCCUUAUUUACUGUAGACUACUUUUGAAAACAAUGUAUAAAAAUGCAGUGUACUUGGAAUCAUACCUUGCAUAAUAAAAACAAACAGCAGA
Morone saxatilis (striped sea-bass) is the source of this 2471-nucleotide messenger RNA. RefSeq names its product L-threonine dehydrogenase 2 (gene tdh2). Bases 561 to 1697 code for a protein of 378 amino acids. The record is from RefSeq and is a predicted model, not a curated record. NCBI's taxonomy places the organism in Eukaryota, Metazoa, Chordata, Actinopteri, Moronidae. The transcript has 8 exons. Gene Ontology annotation, molecular function: L-threonine 3-dehydrogenase activity. Gene Ontology annotation, biological process: L-threonine catabolic process.